UAGUGAUGACGUCACGCCCGGCGCUUCCGCCAUGGUUUCCCUGGCGACCGGUGUGCUCUCCGCGCCUAGGCGACGGAGAUGCUGGCGAGGCGGCAGCGCGACCCACUCCAGUCCUUGCAGCGCCGCAGUCAGGAGCUGAAGCAGCAGGUUGAUGGGUUGCUUUUUGAGAGUCGACUGAAAGGAGCUCUAGAAGCAAGUAAGAGGAGAAAUAUAUACCAAAGAUGUAUCCAAUUAAAACAGGCAAUAGAUGAAAAUAAAAAUGCUCUUCAAAAAUUAACAAAAGCUGAUGAACCUGCACCAGUGGGAAAUUAUCAUCAGAAGAAAGAAGAGGAGCACCAUCUUUUGGAUAAGCUUACCCACCAACUGCAGGAGCUUGCCGUGUCCAUAAGCAGAGAAAAUGGCACUGAAACUGGGGCACUUACUGAAAGAGAGGAAGAGGAGAAUUCUGCUGAGGAAGAUGAAGAAGACGACGACGAAGAAGAAAGCGCAGAAAGUGGGGGUGAGGAUGAAGAAACAGAAGAGGAAGAGGAAGAGAAACAGGAAGGCGAAUCUCACCCAGAGGCCACAAGUGGAGAGUACAUUGCUCUUGGAGAUUUUAUGGCUCAGCAAGUGGGAGACCUUACGUUUAAAAAAGGGGAAAUUCUUUGUAUAAUCAAAAAAAACUCUGAUGGUUGGUGGAUGGCUAAGAAUGCCAAAGGAAACAAAGGCCUUAUUCCGAAAACCUACCUGGAGCCCUAUAAUAAAGAAGAAGGCCAAGAAUCAAGUGAAGAAAGCAGUGAAGAAGAUACAGAGGUAGGGGAUGAAGCAGCAGAAGGAGCAGAAGUCAAGCAAAGAACCGAUUCUCACUGGAGUGCUGUCCGGAAAGCCAUCUCAGAGCAGAUAAACACUGUUGAUGUGUUGACCACGAUGGGAGCUGUUCCUGCCGGGUUCAGGCCUUCCACCCUCUUCCAGCUCCUGGAGGAAGGGAAUCAAUUUCGAGCAAGUUACUUCUUACAGCCAGAGCUCACACCUUCCCAGCUGGCCUUCAGAGAUCUAAUGUGGGAUGCAAAAACCGGCUCUAUCAGGUCAAGACCGAGCCGUGUCUCCUUGAUUCUGACUCUCUGGAGCUGCAAGGUGAUUCCUCUUCCAGGGGUGAGCAUCCAAGUUCUGAGCAGACACGUGCGCCUCUGUCUGUUCGACGGCAGUGAGGUUCUGAGCAACAUUCAUACAGUCAGGGCCACGUGGCAACCUAAGAAGCCCAAAACAUGGACCUUUUCUCCCCAGGUUACUGGCAUCUUGCCCUGCUUGCUUGAUGGUGACUGUUUCAUCAGAUCCAAUUCUUCCUCUCCAGAUCUUGGGAUAUUAUUUGAACUUGGAAUUUCUUAUAUUCGCAAUUCCACUGGUGAGAGAGGAGAGUUGAGCUGUGGCUGGGUGUUUCUGAAACUUUUUGACGCCACUGGAAUUCCUAUUCCAGCAAAGACUUACAAGCUCUUCUUGAAUGGCGGCACCCCGUACGAAAAAGGUGUGGAAGUGGACCCUUCAGUAUCCAGAAGAGCACAUGGUAGUGUUUUCCAUCAGUUGAUGACAAUGAGGAGGCAGCCUCAACUUCUAGUGAAACUGAGAUCUUUGAACAGAAGAUCAAGGAGCACGCUGAGUCUACUACCAGAAACAUUAAUUGGAAGCAUGUGCUGCGUCCAUUUGUUGAUAUUUUAUCGCCAGAUUCUUGGAGAUGUUCUCCUGAAAGACAGGAUGAGCCUGAGCAGUGCAGAUUUAAUUAGUAAUCCAGUACUGGCCACCUUCCCCAAGCUCUUGGAGGAGUCAGACAUAAUGGAUGCACUCAGGAGUUCCUGGGCUGAGAAAGAGAGUACGUUAAAAAGAUCAGAGAAGAGAGACAGGGAGCUGCUGACGGCCGUGUUCCUGCUGGUCUACCACGACUGCGUGCUCCCCCUGCUGCACUCCGCGCUCCUGCCCCCGUUUAGGUGGGCCGAGGAGGAGACUGAGGCUGCCCGGUGGAAGGUCAUCGCCAACUUCCUCAAGCAAAACCAGGAAAAUGAGGGCAUCCUCCAGGUUCUGCUGUCGCCGGAGGGGGUCCAUGAGCCUUUCGACAUUUCUGAGCAGACCUAUGACUUCUUGGGUGAAAGAAGGAAGAACAUAGCCUGACAGCCGUGGCCUUUGACCCUCAGCUUCCCGCUGAGCCUGAUAGACCCCCCACGAUGCCCUGCACCACGUGGCCCAACCAGAACUCACGGUCCCGUCACUUCUCUGUACAGGCCACAUUCUAUAGGAAAUGUUUAUCUGAUCAUUUGAAUAUGUGUCAUACAGUAAAGCAAAUUUUUAUAAGUAA
Cervus elaphus (red deer) is the source of this 2323-nucleotide messenger RNA. It is a transcript of the gene NPHP1, whose product is annotated as nephrocystin 1. The record is from RefSeq and is a predicted model, not a curated record. NCBI's taxonomy places the organism in Eukaryota, Metazoa, Chordata, Mammalia, Artiodactyla, Cervidae. Bases 79 to 2139 code for a protein of 686 amino acids. Gene Ontology annotation, cellular component: cytoplasm; cilium. The transcript is spliced from 20 exons. Gene Ontology annotation, biological process: protein localization involved in establishment of planar polarity. Gene Ontology annotation, molecular function: protein binding.